AUGAACCAUACAACAGUAGCAGAGUUCAUCCUCUUGGGUCUGACCAGCGACCACCAUUUAGAGAUUCUUCUUUUUGUAGUUCUCCUCAUCGUCUUCCUCCUGAUCUUACUGGGAAACUUCACUGUCAUCACAAUCACUCUGAUUGACCGUCAGCUUCAAACCCCGAUGUACUUCUUCCUCCGGAGUUUCUCCCUUCUGGAGGUCUGCUUUACCUCUACCUUCAUGCCCAGGACCCUUUACGGCCUCCUAAUGUCAAGAAAAGCUAUUUCCCUCCAUGGCUGCCUCAUGCAAUUAUUGUUGUUCUUCUAUUUAGGGUCUUCUAUAUAUUUCCAUCUGGCUCUGAUGUCUCUUGACCGUUACGUGGCCAUCUACCACCCACUUCAUUAUGCCACCAUCAUGAACAGCAGGCGCUGUGUUCAGCUGGUGCUGUGCUGUUGGGUGGUGGGUUUCUUUAUCCUCAUUCCUCCCACAGUCAUGAUUGUCUUAUUGCCGUUCUGUGGGCCCAACCUCAUAAACCACUUCUACUGUGACAUGGCCCCAUUGCUCCAGCUCUCCUGCACAGACACACACCUCAUUGAACUCUUGGUGUUUUUUGCAGCUAUAAUUAUUGUACUUGGAACUUUAUCAGUGUCUGUUGUUUCCUAUGGCUGCAUCAUUGCCACCAUCAUGCGCAUCCCUUCUUCAUCGAGCCAGAAGAAAGCUUUCUCCACCUGCUCUGCUCACCUCAUAGUGGUUGUCAUAUUUUACAGCGCCUCCAUCAUCAGAUAUGUCCGGCCCUCUCAGCGGGGUGGGAGAGAUUUUGACAAAAAUAUUUCUUUCCUCUAUUCAGUGGUGACCCAGCUGUUCAACCCCUACAUCUAUGCUCUCAGGAAUAAGCAAGUCAGAGAGGCCCUCAGGGGUAAGGUAUUUUCUAAAUGGUCUAAGGCUAUUGUAAAAACCAAGGCGUGA
This is a messenger RNA of Alligator sinensis (Chinese alligator), 948 nucleotides long. Its product is annotated as olfactory receptor 49-like. Gene Ontology annotation, biological process: G protein-coupled receptor signaling pathway. The transcript has a single exon. NCBI's taxonomy places the organism in Eukaryota, Metazoa, Chordata, Crocodylia, Alligatoridae. The record is from RefSeq and is a predicted model, not a curated record. Bases 1 to 948 code for a protein of 315 amino acids. Gene Ontology annotation, cellular component: membrane. Gene Ontology annotation, molecular function: olfactory receptor activity; G protein-coupled receptor activity.